UUGAGGUGUAGUUAUAGAUAUAUAGCAAAUUUAGGAAGGGGGAAACUAUAACAAUAGGUGCAAAGAGUCGGCGCAACCGUUGAAUGUCGGAAAGGACGUAGUUGAUAAAGGAGUGAGGAAUAAAGAGGAGAAAUAGGCACGUGGAUUUUAGAACGCAUGCGUUACGUUGUUGCUCCUGCAAGAAUUUUCUUCUAUGACCAGUCUGUGUCUCAACUUCGUUACGAGAAGAUUUUUUAAUUCCUUCGAGUGUUGUUUUUUUCAAAUGAAAGGCAAAUUUUAUAAUUUUUCAAUUAUUUGUCACCAAUAGUGAUUCAUUAAUAUUUUUACUGUCUCAAAACUACAUAAAUAAUGACUAUUAAUAAGUUUUUGGGAACAGUGUUUAUCAUCAUUUUCAUCCUUCAUGCUGAGGGAAGGCGUACGAGAAAUCUAGAUAUCCUUGGGGAAAUACCGAGUCAUCACCUGCUAUCUCUCGACUCAGGCGCUGACGACUCCAGAAAUUAUGCAGAUGAUUCUAUGCCAAUAUUCGCAGAAGCAAUAUCAAACGUGACAGUCAGUGUUGGUAGGGAUGCAUUAUUAGCGUGUGUCGUUGAUAACCUUAAACGUUAUCAGGUGGCAUGGGUUCGCGUAGAUACUCAAACAAUUCUUUCAAUUCACGACAAUGUAAUCACUCAAAACCCCCGGAUUUCAUUGUCAUACAAUGACCACCGCUCGUGGUAUCUUCACAUAAAAAAUGUGCAAGAAACUGAUCGAGGAUGGUACAUGUGUCAAAUCAACACUGACCCAAUGAGAAGUAUGCAAGGUUAUCUCCAAGUAGUAGUACCACCUAAAAUAAUUGCAAAGGAAACGAGUACAGACAUGGUUGUAAGAGAAGCAUCAAAUGUAACGCUGGUAUGCAAAGCAACCGGAUAUCCGGAACCCUACGUAAUGUGGCGUCGCGAGGAUGGCAGAAAUAUUAACUACAAUGGUGAAAGUGUAAGUGUCGUAAAUGGAGAAGUGCUUCACAUUGUAAAAAUCAGUAGACUACAUAUGGGUGCUUAUCUAUGCAUAGCAAGCAACGAAGUACCACCUUCGGUCAGUGCUCGGGUGGAUGUUCGAGUACAAUUCCCUCCAAUGCUGUCAAUUCCAAAUCAAUUGGAAGGAGCUUACAUCGGCCAAGAUGUCAUUUUGGAAUGUCACACAGAAGCUUAUCCGACGUCAAUAAAUUACUGGACUACAGAAUCAGGCGAAAUGAUUGUCUCUGGUUAUUACCAUUCGAUUGCAGGUGAAAAGUACGAGGCUUUAUAUACUGACAGUGGCUACAACAAAUAUAUGAUGCUGAAAAUACGAAAUGUUGGACCUAAAGACUUUGGGUCAUACAAAUGCGUGGCACAAAAUUCAUUGGGUGGAACUGAUGGUGUUAUAAAAUUAGAUGAAAUUCCAGCGCCAUCGACAACUACAACACAAGCUACCUAUUACGUUACUUCGUUAAUGAAAAAACAUGGACGAAACGGGAAUAAAAAAUAUCGACAGCGUCCUAAUGACUACGAAGUCGAGGAGUGGAGAGACGCGGAUUAUGAUCGAGAUUACGACUCGACAAAGAGGCCGAUGAUGGAUGCGGGCAAUGAAGGAGCAAGUCGGUAUUCUGAAGCAUUACUCGCAUGGUUUCUUACACCACUAGUACUGUUCACUGCAGGGAGGUGAUUCUUGAGUUCCGGUUGGGGCUUCCAGUUAGUGUUUAACGGCCAUGAUCAUGAAGGAUGUGAAACGUGGCCAGAGAUCUAGUGAUCUAGCCCAAUGAAUAACCCGCCCGUGGCGAGGUUUGCGUGCUAAAAUUAUUUUCAUACUCGAAACAACUUCAUAAAAGUGUGAAUAGAUGAACGGUUAUUCAUUAAUGAUGAAUAGAUAAUGUGAAUUCAUUUGUUUGUUGGAUGAUUGAUUGUCUAGUGUUAUGAGUAAUGAGAGUGAGACAAGAGUGAUAAAAGUUUAAUAUAUAUAUAUAUAUUAAUAUAUAAAUACACAUAUAAAUCAGUAUAAAAAUCAUUAAUAAAAUAUGAAUGCUAUAUGAUUGAUAUUAAAUAAAUAUUUUGCAUAGGCUUCAAGUGCUUCGACAUGAGAAUUUAUCAGUCGUAAUAAAUACUUUCGUAAAAUUUUAGUAAGUUUUUUAUUAGAUAAAAUGUUUAUUUAAUAUUUGGAAUUGAAUUGAGGCUGGAAUUGAGAACGGACCGUCUAUAUUGGAAAUAAACGUGUCAAGAACUUCAUCACGUAGAUCGGACAACUUUGAAAAAAUAUUGAUGAAAGUGAAGCCUCUUUUUUAUUAUUUAAAAAUAAAGUCAUUGAAUUAAUUUUUUCUAUAAUUUAUUCUUAUCGUAAAUUUCUUUUCUAUUAUUCUAAUAUUUAUGUUAAGAAUUUCAUGUUGCUCUGCAGUUGCUAUUGUAAAAUAUGUUGAAAGAAAUUGUAGUAAUAUUUAUUUUUGUUUGUAGUUGUUAAUAAUCGUUAAAGAAAUGUGAAUACAUUUAAAAGAAAGAAAGUAGAAUGGAUUUAGAUUAUAGACACUAUUGCCAAAAGCGCAUUUAUCUAAAUACUAUUGUCAUUUGACAAAACCAAAAAUUAUUCCAAAGAGAAUAAUAUUAAAUAAACAAUUUAAAUAAAUAAAUAAUUCAAAAAAUUUUCCAUCAGAAAAUUUUAUACACCCAAAUUUUUAAAAUCAAAAUAAAACUAAUAUUUAUUAACAACUGUAAUGAGGCAUCAAAUCGUAAGUAGUUAUGUGAAUGAUAGGACUUAUUUUCAACACUAUAAAGUUGCAGACGAAAAUUAUUUCGUAAAUAAAAUUGUACGAACUUAUAUAUCUAUAACAAACAAUUUAAGUUGACAAUCAUUGGAGUAUUUGUCAUUGAUUUUUGUUUUUAAAACAAAGCUAGUAAUAAGUCAA
This is a messenger RNA of Chelonus insularis, 2908 nucleotides long. RefSeq names its product neurotrimin-like. The record is from RefSeq and is a predicted model, not a curated record. NCBI's taxonomy places the organism in Eukaryota, Metazoa, Arthropoda, Insecta, Hymenoptera, Braconidae. Gene Ontology annotation, cellular component: neuron projection. The transcript is spliced from 11 exons. The coding region runs from base 349 to 1680 and encodes 443 amino acids.